CUUGCUUUUGUGCUUAUAAAUAGUGAUUCGAUGUUGCACAAUUUCAUCCAUACUCAAAGCUAAAGUACUCAUUUGCAUACUAAUUAAACAACUUCGAAUCAGGUUUACUUGAGAGACAGACUUAGGGCGAAGAUGGCGACUUGGGAAGAAGGAGCGUUGAUUAGCUGCCACACCGUCGAGUUAUGGCAACAACUCUUUGAAAACCACAAACAAAUUAAAAAAUUGUUGGUUGUGGAUUUCACAGCCUCAUGGUGUGGUCCAUGCCGUAUGAUGGCACCGAUCUUUGCUGAAUUAGCUAAAAAGUUUACCGAUGUUAUCUUCGUUAAGAUCGAUGUGGAUGAACUAAAAAGCAUUGCUGAGGAUUUCUCAGUGGAGGCAAUGCCAACAUUCAUGUUUCUUAAAGAUGGAAAAGUAGUGGACAGGAUUGUGGGUGCUUCCAAAGAUGAACUCCCAAAGAAAAUCGAGACUCAUAGGGGACCUGCAUAAGCGUAGCAAAAAUACAUAUUAAUGACUUAUUUGUCUCUGCAGUGUCAUUCUAAGCAUGUUUAUGACUUAUUUCUAUGAUGUGAAGAAGACCAAUAAAUAUUAAAAGAUAUGUUUUAUAUGUACAAUAUUAACUGCCAUAAGUUAUAUAUUGUGGAAAAGAACAUUAAAUAAUUGGUAAUUGUAGUUUAAGGAGGGUUGGUUACCGUGUUUUGCUACGGAUAUGAUUUAGUAAUAAUAUUUGUAACGUAGAUGUGAGAGAUAAGUUAAUAGUUAUACUUUUUUUCAUUCAUUUAAUUAUCAUUGUACAACGAAUGAGAUGACAAACGGACAACAAGCCACGCCGCUAAGCAUUUUUAUAUGGUAAAACUAAUUCUUUUAAAGACUACGUCCAUAGAUCCACCGCAUCCGACGCGAGGAAACCAAACGUAUCAAAUGCAAAUGAUAUGAAUACGUGUUGAUUUUUCAUGCACGAUUUUUCAUGUUUGGUGACUUUGCCUGUAGCAGCUUUUAAAGCAGUAUGUCCCGCCGUGAAACUCCGGUCCUUAAGCCGACGAGAGGGGAUACCCCUGUAAGAUCCACACAUGCGUGUUUUCCUCCGACCUAUCCAAAAAUCAAAAUGACAGCCGAUCUAGAAAUUUACAGGUGCCUCUUUCUUGGUGGAAACCC
Messenger RNA from Lactuca virosa, 1152 nucleotides. NCBI's taxonomy places the organism in Eukaryota, Viridiplantae, Streptophyta, Magnoliopsida, Asterales, Asteraceae. The record is from the annotation of a GenBank genome assembly.